UCAUAACAACAAUUUACAACAUAACCGUUCGAUAAAAUACACAAAAUAAUAUUUUAAGGAACUUUAGUAAUAUUAUAAAGGUACUUAUUUGAUUUAACCCAGUGCUCGAAUAAUGCUUGCCUCGUAUGUGAUAUGAAAAUGGAUAACUUUCAAACCAAUCCCCUAAAGUUGUACAUCCAGGACAUAUUCCGCGCGAAAAGAACAGAACAAAACAAAUACAUCUAUGAACUUUUCCGCCUCACCUUCAAGAAUAUCAUGAUCCACGGAGUGGUGACUUCUAUCUACAACAACUACGGGACCACUACAAACUUUGAAAUAUCAGAUGCUACUGGAUCAGUGCAAGUAUAUUUUGACACUACAAAAAGUCGGAAAAGUAUGAGUGAUACAGUUGUGAAAGACUUGAGCCAUUCCUUUACCAUAGCUCACAUCUCUGGCGAUGAAAGAUUGCCAAUUAUAAGAACACUACACAAGUCCAUUCUAAGUACAAAGCAAGAUCCAAUUAAAUUCAAAGAUGGGGAGUAUGUAUCGGUCAUCGGUGACAUAUUUGUUGAUGAAAUCAAGAACACUAGGAUGGUAUCAGCUUAUGAAGUUAAUAUAACUUCGGUUCAAAGUGAAAUCAUUUGGUUAGAAGAGUUAAAAUAUUUAUAUGAAAAGUAUUACAUUAAGAGAUAAGAGUUUGUGUUAGAUAUAAAAUAAAACAGAAUAUUUAUUUUG
Molecule: messenger RNA, 714 nt
Organism: Plutella xylostella (diamondback moth)
Lineage: Eukaryota; Metazoa; Arthropoda; Insecta; Lepidoptera; Plutellidae
Source: RefSeq, a predicted model, not a curated record